Molecule: messenger RNA, 1371 nt
Organism: Parasteatoda tepidariorum (common house spider)
Lineage: Eukaryota; Metazoa; Arthropoda; Arachnida; Araneae; Theridiidae
Product: DAZ-associated protein 1
Biological process (GO): regulation of translation
Cellular component (GO): cytoplasm
Molecular function (GO): mRNA binding
Source: RefSeq, a predicted model, not a curated record
AUGUGACAGAUCGUUCUCGUUCCUUUUUCUUUUUUCUUUGGUAUUUCGCAAGUUGUACAGAGUAGAAGGGAGAUAUAUUCCUGGAACGAUAUUUUUAUAAAUAAAGUGUUUUAAAUUAUUUUUAAAAAAAUGACCAUGACUGACAACGAUGAAGCUGGGAAACUAUUUGUUGGAGGUCUAAGCUGGGAGACAACUAAAGAAACUUUACAGACUUAUUUUAGUAAAUUUGGAGAGGUAGUUGAUAGUGUUGUAAUGAAAAAUAAUGAAACUGGACGAUCCAGAGGAUUUGGUUUUGUAACUUUUAAAGAUCCAAGUUGUGUAUCAAUUGUACUUCAGACUAAACCCCAUGAAUUAAAUGGUCGCACUGUUGAUGCUAAAGAGUGUACCCCACGAAGCAUGCAAAAGAAUAAGAAGGGACCAAAUCCAGGUAAAGUGUUCUUAGGAGGCCUUCCCCCUGAUAUCACAGAAACUGAUAUUCGAUCUGCCAUGGCUCGGUAUGGUAAGGUGACUCAAGUAUCUAUUAUGUGUGAUCAAGAAACAAAGAAAUGUAGAGGCUUUGGAUUUUUAUCUUUUGAUUCUGAAGACAGCAUUGACAAGGCAUGUGCAGAGCGCUUUGUGAUCAUCAACGGGAAGCAGGUGGAAUGCAAGAGAGCUGAACCAAGAGAUAAUUCAAGACGCAAUCAACAGUUUGGUGGGAGCUCUCCAAACGGUGGUCCUCCAGGUUCUUAUGGAGGUGGUCCUGGUUAUCAAGGAGGAAAUUGGAAUCAACCUUUUGGAAUGCAAGGAGGCAAUGCAUAUGGGAAUUAUCAGCCUUAUGGAGCUCCUGCUGCUACCCCUUAUGGACAGAGCCCAGUGCCAUAUAAUGCCGCUCCAAACCCGCAAUACCAACAACAACAGCAACCUUACGGGAAUUAUGGUGGAAUGGGUUAUGGAUAUCCACAAGCAGCUGCACCUGCUGGCAAUAACUGGAAUGCAGCUCCCACUCCUGGAGCUGCAGCAGGCUAUGGUCAACAACCUGCUGCUCCUAAUUAUUCAUCUCCUGGUUAUCCUCAAGCUUCUGGCAUGAGUAAUGAAGAUAAACCUGGAGCUUCAGGAUCUUAUGGAGCAUCUAAUGCCUAUCAGGGUAAUUCAUCGUAUGGACCCUCAAAAUCAUAUGGAGGAGGUGGAGGCUAUCAGAAACAAAAUAAUGGAAAUGGUGGGGGUGGUUACAAUAAUCAGAACAGUGCUGGCAGAGGUCAAGGUUAUCAUCCUUAUAGACGUUAAAGUUUGUUCAUCAAAAGCAUGUAUUAAAACAUCAUAUAUUAUUUCAUGAGAACUUUAUUGAUUUUUACAUACUUGUUGUACUUCAUUAAAUAAAAAAAACAAAAGUUA